Messenger RNA from Dermatophagoides pteronyssinus (European house dust mite), 519 nucleotides. RefSeq names its product putative tricarboxylate transport protein, mitochondrial. NCBI's taxonomy places the organism in Eukaryota, Metazoa, Arthropoda, Arachnida, Sarcoptiformes, Pyroglyphidae. The record is from RefSeq and is a predicted model, not a curated record. Gene Ontology annotation, molecular function: citrate secondary active transmembrane transporter activity. Gene Ontology annotation, cellular component: mitochondrion. Gene Ontology annotation, biological process: mitochondrial citrate transmembrane transport.
GUAACACCAAUGGAAACUGUUAAAGUAAAAUUUAUUAAUGACCAAAAUAGUACGAAUCCAAAAUUUCGUGGUUUUUUUCAUGGUGUACGAGAAAUUGUUCGUCAUGAAGGUAUUCGUGGUACAUAUCAAGGUUUAACGGCAACAAUUAUGAAACAAGGAUCAAAUCAAGCAAUCCGGUUUUUUGUUAUGGAAACAUUAAAAGAUUGGUAUCGUGGUGGUGAUCCAAAUAAAAAAGUAAAUAAACUUGUUACCGGUUUAUUUGGUGCAUUUGCUGGUGCUGCAUCCGUAUUUGGUAAUACACCAAUCGAUGUUGUUAAAACACGAAUGCAAGGACUUGAAGCAAAAAAAUAUAAAGGAACUGUUGAUUGUUUUAUAAAAAUUGCUAAAAAUGAAGGUUUUUUUGCAUUCUAUAAAGGAACAGUACCACGUUUAGGACGUGUUUGUUUAGAUGUUGCAAUUACAUUUAUGAUUUAUGAUAGUUUUAUGGAAUUGUUUAAUACAAUUUGGAAGACACCUUAA